UUUGAAGCUCAGGGGGCCAGCGGCACUCUGGGGAACCCAGCCCUGGAUACAAGUCUACUGGAGGAGUUCCUGGGCAAUGAUUUCGAUUUGGGGGCCUUGCACCGGAAGCUCCCGGAUACCCCACCCUACUCUGCAUCAGACUCCUGUUCUCCUCCACAGGUCAAAGGUGCAUGCUGCCCGGCUCUUAGGACUCCAGCUCCUUUUCUCCAGUCCGCUGCAGCACCUGGGACACUGCGUGUGCACGCGCCACAGAGCUCAUCUGAAAUGAGUGACCCAGGCCUUAUCCACAGUGGCUUUCACAACUGCUACCCAAACGCCAGUCAUCCCGAGACCACCCUGGACCCAUCCGUGUCCUCCCAUCUGGGGAUAAGUUGUUCUUACCAUCAGCAGCAGCCUCUGAGCCACAGCCUUGGAGCCUCAUUGCCACCAACCAAGAAGAGAAAGUGCACACAGACACUGGAGGACUCCGGGGACUGUCAAAUGUGGGCCCGCCACUCCAGCCCAAUGAUGAGUACGAGUCACGGCAGCGAACUGCAAGACCACGACAGUGAGGGACAGAAGGCGAUGCCUGUGGACCAGUUCUCUCCUGCUCUGAAGUGGCAGCCAUACCAAAGUGUUCCUUGGCAUAAUUUAUUAAAUAAUCAUUAUGAAAAACUACCCAAUAUAGGAUAUCGAGUUGUCACAGACAAAGGAUUCACAUUUUCACCAGCAGAUGAAGCUUUUGUUUGUCAGAAGAAGAACCAUUUUCAGAUAACCAUCCAUAUCCAAGUUAGGGGAAGUCCAAAAUUUGUCAAAACCCAAAUGGACCUAAAACCAAUAGAAAUGUUUUACUUGAAAGCUUUUGGGGUUAAGGUAGAAGCCACCAAUCAAAUAAUUGCUAUUGAACAGUCCCAAGCAGAUAGAAGCAAAAAGAUUUUCAAUCCUGUUAAAAUUGACCUGCUGACCGACCAAGUCACCAAAAUAACACUGGGCCGACUACACUUCAGCGAAACCACAGCAAAUAACAUGAGAAAGAAGGGGAAACCAAAUCCUGACCAGAGAUACUUCAUGUUGGUGGUUGGACUGUAUGCUGCUAACCAAGACCAGUUCUAUCUGUUGUCUGCCCACAUCUCUGAAAGAAUCAUUGUAAGGGCCUCUAACCCUGGGCAAUUUGAAAAUGACAGUGAUGCAUUAUGGCAGCGAGGACAAGUUCCAGAGUCUGUUGUAUGUCAUGGUCGAGUGGGUAUAAACACAGAUGCACCGGACGAAGCCCUGGUUGUCUGUGGUAACGUGAAAGUGAUGGGGACAAUUAUGCAUCCCUCUGACAGCCGGGCAAAGCAGAAUAUCCAGGAGGUUGACACAAAUGAGCAGCUGAGGAGAAUAGCCCAAAUGAGGAUUGUGGAAUACGACUACAAACCUGAAUUCGCAUCUGCGAUGGGAAUAAACACUGCUCACCACACAGGAAUGAUUGCCCAGGAGGUGCGAGAGAUCCUGCCCAGAGCCGUAAGAGAGGUUGGCGAUGUCACCUGUGAAAACGGAGAGACGUUGGAGAACUUCCUUAUGGUCGACAAGGACCAGAUCUUUAUGGAAAAUGUAGGUGCAGUGAAGCAGCUCUGCAAACUCACCAACAACCUUGAAGAAAGAAUAGAAGAGUUAGAAAUAUGGAACAGAAAGCUGGCCAGGCUAAAGCGGCUCAGCAGCUGGAAGUCCUCAGCCAGUGAAGCCAGCUCAGUCAGCAAAUUUAGCAGAACUGUUAGUAGGUCUUCUCCAAGAAGGACCAUUCCCAAAAAACCCAACAAGGUGUAUUUUUCAGGAAAAAAACAGUCGUGUCCUAACUGGGUUUUCCAGACCUUGGUUAUAACUCUCAUUGCUGUGAUGACAUUUUGUGCCUUGACGAUAGUCUCCCUUUACAUACUUAGCUUAAAAGAUCAAAAUCGUCGUACUCCAAAUCUCCUUCCGAGCAAUAUCACAAGCGCUCCAGCCUUGCCACCCACAGCCUCCUCCCUUUCAACACCUAAUACAUCUCUGGCAACCACACAGUCCUCCUUUGGAGUCCCAGAAAUCACUUUCUGUGAGAUCCUGCCAUGUCAGGAGAUGUAUUGCUGCCCCAUCUGGGGAAUGAAGAGAGUCCUCUCAAGUCCUGUGCAAAGACAGUCCCAGGAGAAGGAGCCCCAGCAGAGGCCAUGGGCAGGGAUUGAUACAACCAUCAGUUCUAUUCAGAUUAUGGAAAUCCAGCAAAUAAUAGAUCGUCGGUAUUGCAGUAGAAGCCUCCAGUGCGGGUCUGGAAAUUACAAUUACAAUAUUCCUGUUAAUAAACACACACCCACCAAUGUCAAAUUCUCUCUGGAAAUCAACACGACAGAGCCAUUGAUAGUCUUCCAGUGCAAACUCACACUUGGAAAUAUAUGUUUCCAGAGGAAAGGGGAAGCCAAAGGGAUGCACAGCCACCAAGAAAUCUCCCAGGAGAUGACACAGGGAUUCCAGCACAUUUGGAGCCUUCCUGUAGCCCCGUUCUUUGAUAGCUCGUACCAUUUCCGUGUAGCUGCACCGGAUUUAGCUGACUGUUCAACGGAUCCUUAUUUUGCUGGAAUAUUCUUUACCGAUUACUUCUUUUACUUCUAUCGACAUUGUGCUUAAUUUAUUUCAACUUUGGUUGGGGAACUUUACUAAGGAAAAAAUACUCAGAAAUAUGAGUAACAGAAACAUAUACCCUCUUGCACCUUCUUUUCUCUUUUUUUGUAAAACACCCACAUUUAUUGCCAAAGGAUUUGUUCAGGCAUGGGCUUCCAACGGUUUUGAGACAUUAAUGAGGAGAAUAAAAUGUUUUGCUGGAACUUGAAA
Hipposideros armiger (great roundleaf bat) is the source of this 2820-nucleotide messenger RNA. RefSeq names its product myelin regulatory factor like (gene MYRFL). Gene Ontology annotation, biological process: protein autoprocessing; positive regulation of DNA-templated transcription. The transcript has 24 exons. Gene Ontology annotation, cellular component: nucleus; endoplasmic reticulum membrane. The annotation marks the transcript as partial. The record is from RefSeq and is a predicted model, not a curated record. Gene Ontology annotation, molecular function: DNA-binding transcription factor activity; sequence-specific DNA binding. NCBI's taxonomy places the organism in Eukaryota, Metazoa, Chordata, Mammalia, Chiroptera, Hipposideridae.